Molecule: messenger RNA, 1418 nt
Organism: Pseudogymnoascus verrucosus
Lineage: Eukaryota; Fungi; Ascomycota; Leotiomycetes; Thelebolales; Thelebolaceae
Exons: 5
Coding region: 311-1069 (252 amino acids)
Biological process (GO): mRNA export from nucleus
Cellular component (GO): nucleus
Molecular function (GO): mRNA binding
Source: RefSeq, a predicted model, not a curated record
CAAACCACUUCAAUAAUACAAACAACUCCUUCUAUUCUCAUCGACACCGCAUCAGCACUCCUUCAAGCCAAGAUAUUUACUGUACUUCAGCCAACUUCGAAAGUAACAGACCUUUAAUUGCCACUUCUUUGCCACGCCGAGACCAACUACACUUUACAGUCGGUCAACCGGAUUACUUCAAGAGUCAGCAUUGCCCCAUCGCUACUCGAAUUCUCACCAUCUUGCGAUCAUCUCGCUUUUAUCGUCGUUCCGACCUGACAGUACUUCCACGCCUCCAGUCUCCCUUCAAAACAAGACAAAUACCAUCAAAAUGGCCACCAAGCUCGAUCAGUCUUUGGAUGAGAUCAUGACCAACACUGGUGCUAGCCGUGGCGGUGCUCGUGGUGGCGCCAGACGCGGAAGAGGUCAACGCCAGCCUCGCCGAUCGACCGGAGCCCCUGCCCCUGUUGGAGGCAUCUCCAAGAACACUCGCCCCGCAAAGGGCGCAGUCAAGGCCACCCCUACGGGUCCUGCCAUUCACAGAGACAGCAAGAUUGUCGUUAGCAAUUUGCCAAGAGACGUAGACGAGACGCAGAUUAAGGAAUACUUCGCCAAGUCUGUCGGAUCAGUCAAGAAAGUGGACAUCUCAUAUGGGCCCAAUGGCCAGAGCCGUGGAAUUGCCAACAUCGUCUUCCACAAGAACGACGGAGCGAGCAAGGCCGUUGCGGCUCUCAAUGGAUUACUUGUGGAUGGAAGGCCAAUGAAGAUUGAGGUUCUCGUUGAUGCCUCCCAGGCUCCAGCUAUUGUUGCACCAAAGGGAUUGGGUGAUCGUAUUGCCCAACCAAAGGUUCAGCCGAAGUCAGCUGCCGCAACCAAGGCUGGUGCAAACAACGCCGCAGCCUCUACUCGUGGCAAGGCUGGCAAGAGGGGCCGAGGAGGUCGCGCCCGCCCUGCCCGCCCUGCCAAGAAGACCGCCGAGGAGCUGGAUUCUGAGAUGGCCGAUUAUUUCGACGCAACUGCCGCACCUGCGGAAGCCGCCGCACCUGUCGCUGCCAACGGCGAUGCUCCAAUGGACGACGAGAUCCUGUGAAUAGCCUGAUUCGCUCACGGAUAGACGCCUGUGGAAUCUCCGCAGGCGAUCCAAAUUGACAUAAGAAUACACUGCGUUUUCCUUACAAGGAACGACUUCAUCGCGAAAUUGUAUUUUAGCUGGUUUUCUUAUCCUCGUUCCGGAUUUCGCAAGAUCGCACAGCAUCAAAUAACAUCAAACUCCAAAAACACUCGUCAACUGCGCCAACUUUUCUGUUGUUUUCUCUGGCUUGGACGGCACAAGGAAUCAUCAGGGGAAACAUGGGAUAUUCCACGACCCACCCACUUCUAAACCAGACUUCCUUUUCAAUUGUAUACCAAGCUUAAUAAUGUCAAACAUGUCAACUCAG